Molecule: messenger RNA, 1756 nt
Organism: Apodemus sylvaticus (European woodmouse)
Lineage: Eukaryota; Metazoa; Chordata; Mammalia; Rodentia; Muridae
Gene: Ppil2
Product: peptidylprolyl isomerase like 2
Exons: 20
Coding region: 80-1648 (522 amino acids)
Biological process (GO): protein polyubiquitination; protein folding; protein peptidyl-prolyl isomerization
Cellular component (GO): catalytic step 2 spliceosome
Molecular function (GO): ubiquitin-ubiquitin ligase activity; peptidyl-prolyl cis-trans isomerase activity
Source: RefSeq, a predicted model, not a curated record
CGUCAAGCUCCGGAAGUAGUUGAGAAAGCGGAGGCGCCAGAGUUAGUGUCGGCUGUGGUUUCUUUGGUUCAUCGCCACCAUGGGGAAGCGACAGCACCAGAAGGACAAGAUGUACAUCACCUGUGCUGAGUACACUCAUUUCUAUGGUGGCAGGAAGCCAGAUAUCACACAGACAAGUUUUCGCCGCUUACCUUUUGACCACUGCAGUCUCUCUCUCCAGCCUUUUGUCUACCCAGUCUGCACUCCAGAAGGUGUCGUUUUUGACUUGCUGAACAUUGUUCCCUGGCUUAAGAAGUAUGGAACCAAUCCCAGCAGUGGAGAGAAACUUGAUGGGAAGUCUCUGAUCAAGCUGAACUUUGCAAAGAACAGUGACGGGCAGUACCACUGUCCAGUGCUGUACUCCGUGUUCACCGACAACACCCAUAUUGUGGCCAUCAGGACCACUGGCAAUGUCUACGCCUAUGAGGCAGUGGAGCAGCUAAACAUCAAGGCCAAGAACUUGAGGGACCUGUUAACCGAUGAGCCCUUUUCCAGGCAAGACAUCAUCACCCUGCAGGACCCCACCAAUCUGGACAAAUUCAAUGUUAGCAACUUCUUCCAUGUGAAGAAUAACAUGAGAAUAAUAGAUCCAGAUGAGGAAAAGGCCAGACAAGACCCAUCUUAUUAUUUGAAAAAUACAAAUGCGGAGACUCGAGAGACACUACAGGAGCUCUACAAAGAGUUCAAAGGAGACGAGAUUUUAGCAGCCACCAUGAAGCCACCAGAGAAGAAGAAGGCGGACCAACUGAAUGCCGCCCACUACUCCACCGGGAAGGUCAGUGCGUCCUUCACCUCUACUGCCAUGGUCCCUGAGACCACGCAUGAAGCAGCUGUCAUUGAUGAAGAUGUACUGCGCUACCAGUUUGUGAAGAAGAAGGGCUAUGUGAGGCUUCACACCAACAAGGGUGACCUUAACCUAGAGCUGCACUGUGACCUGACACCAAAAACCUGUGAAAACUUCAUCAAGCUCUGCAAGAAACAGUAUUACGAUGGCACCAUCUUCCACAGGUCCAUCAGGAACUUUGUGAUCCAGGGCGGUGACCCCACAGGUACAGGCACAGGUGGAGAGUCAUACUGGGGCAAGCCCUUCAAAGAUGAGUUCCGGCCCAACCUUUCCCACACAGGCCGUGGGGUGCUCAGCAUGGCCAAUACGGGGCCCAACACCAACAAGUCUCAGUUCUUCAUCACAUUCCGAUCCUGCGCCUACCUGGAUAAGAAGCACACCAUCUUUGGACGGGUUGUUGGGGGAUUUGACACGCUGACAGCUAUGGAGAAUGUGGAGAGUGACCCCAAAACUGACCGUCCUAAGGAGGAAGUGCGCAUCUGCACAACCACAGUGUUUGUGGACCCCUACGAGGAGGCCGACGCCCAGAUUGCCCAGGAGCGGAAGAAGACACAGCAGCAAGCCGCUCCAGAGGCCAAGGUCAAGAUGACUCAGUCCCAGCCUGGAACCCAGGGCCCUCAGACGUACCGCCAGGGGGUGGGCAAGUACAUCAGUCCUGCAGCCACGAAACGAGCAGCAGAGGAAGAGCCGUCCACCAGCACGGCCGCCAUCCCCAUGGCCAAGAAAAGGCCCAGUCGGGGCUUUGGGGACUUCAGCUCCUGGUAGCAGCAGGCUGGCCCCAGGGGCUGAGCUAGGGACGCUUCCAGGUCUGUCCCUGACUUGCUGCCCUUGCUGUCAGUUUGGGCUAUGAGCCAAUAAACCUGUUGUCUACGA